Amoebophrya sp. A25 is the source of this 352-nucleotide messenger RNA. The record is from the annotation of a GenBank genome assembly. NCBI's taxonomy places the organism in Eukaryota, Dinophyceae, Syndiniales, Amoebophryaceae.
AUGUUUUUUGUCAAUGAUAUCGCUUGCCGUGCGCAGGAAUCGCUUGUGAAUCGAACUCUGGGUACCUUGGAGACGCUUACAAUGUUAAGGCUUGAAAGUUGACAUCUCUAUGAGCAUCUCUAUGGUUUCUCCAAGUAGGAAAGCCAUAGAUAUGCGGGCUAGAGAUGCCAACUUUCAACCCCUAACAAUGGUUUUAGUCCUCUCAGUUUUUUUUUGCAAAAAGCAGAACCAAAUGGACCGAAAUCGCAGUUUACCGCGAUGACAUGAUUGUGUUGUGGACUUUUGAGAAUCACAAAAAUUCUUCAUCAAGUGUAUCUGUCUGAUUUGAGUUAAAGAACCAGUGUGAAAAGAC